This is a messenger RNA of Cercospora beticola, 2349 nucleotides long. RefSeq lists its product as uncharacterized. The record is from RefSeq and is a predicted model, not a curated record. Lineage: Eukaryota; Fungi; Ascomycota; Dothideomycetes; Mycosphaerellales; Mycosphaerellaceae. Gene Ontology annotation, molecular function: metallopeptidase activity.
AUGUCUCUCCUGGCGCGCGUUGAUACCCAGACGAAACAUAAGACACUGGAGGACUACUUUGAUGACGAGUUCAAGCCAGAUGCUCCCGGUAGCUGCCACCGCUGGGAGAACAAAGUCCCAGAGGCUUGGGAAGAAACCGUCCAAAUGCUUCGAGUGGCGACCGGCAAAGCGACGAUGCUGAAGUCCUCAAUGCCUGCGCCUGCGAUGGCUGAGAGAUGGGAAGAGUGGAUUCGUGCGGAGCAGACGUUUCGAGCUUUAUUCGGCAAGCCUCACUCAAAGCUCAAGAAUCAGCCUGGCACACCAUUGGGCGAUAGAACCAUGGCAGAGAUCAUCGAAGAUCGAAUCGGCGGCGUGCUCUCCGCUCAACUCGAACUCCCCCAGAAGCCUUAUUUGCGUUGUGACUCAGAUUACUUUCUGUACGUCAGGGGCGACCAUAUAGAUCCUCGGGAUACGGGUACAUCAGCAGAAGAUAAGCACACAAUCGCGAGACCGAGUGAAAGUCACAUUCCGUGUCCAAACGGGGCCUGGAUCCUGCAGGGUUUUGCGAAAAAAGACAGCUUCUACUCCUGUCAGGUACAUUCUGUUGAACCAGGUGAGAAACUGGUCAGGAGAGAUGUCUGCAUGAGCGAUCCCAAGCUCGGCAAGAACCUAGCGCAAAGUUUUUGGUUCGAGUAUACCAUUCCAUCUGAUCCCUGGAAUUGGAAUUCUAAACGGAGGAUAGUGACCUGGUGUCCUGAGGCAUUGAACAGAGAGAGCUGGUCGGCCGCUGCUGGGGCGCAUAGUAUCAAGGAGGGCGAUCGGCUUGGUCAUUCAAUGGCUCUGACCUGGGUGCACGAGAUGUAUCAUUACGUCCAACGCUGGCUUGAUGGACCCGCACUCAAAUCCGAUGGCAGCCUGUGGGCGGGAAAACAAACGUAUGGCUGGAACAAGGCCGUAAAUCUCGGUCAACACAGGCCAGAGCGCGCAAUUGUUUCUCCCGAGAACAUGGACCUGUUCGCCGCGGCAAUGUACUUCAAAGAGUGGCACUGGGGGAGUGGGUUGGCAAAGAAAUGCCCGGAAGAGGAUGACUUUGAUCCUAUCAAAGUAUAUCCACCGGACCCGACCCCGCCUGAAGUCACGAACGAUUCCGAUCAAUCAUCGGAAUCGGAUACCGGGUCCAGCGACUCGCAUCACUCCGGUGACGAGUCGAACACGUUGCAACCCAAUUCCCCGGCAAGAAGAAAUGCUGUGCCGCAGCACAAGAGAAGAAACCAGGAACCCCAGGACGAUGGUAACUCUGAUUCUACUAUCGACGCUGAGCAAGCGAGUAGGGAAACUUCGGCAAAUGAUGACGACGCUACUGCAGAGGUAUCCAAAGAGGGACUACCCCUGAAGCGAGAAGAUGAAUAUGCCUCGCGCGAACUCGAGAACUUUUUCCGCUCUGCGUGGGCAGACAUCCUUGACAUCCUUAGCAUUGCUAAACAGAAGGCGGAGCUUUUGGCGGCAACGAAAUCGUCGAACCCAGAGGAGAUAAGAGAACAGCUGAGGCUGAAGCAAAUUUUCCGAGCACUUUUUGGAGACUCAAGUCCUACUCUCUUAGCAGAAAACUAUCAGUACCUCUUGGUGUACGGUAUCGAGAGCCAGAUAUACCUACAAUGCGGCGACAACGCUCUCGUCUAUUUGAAAGCCACGUCUGUGGACCCAAGGGACGCUGGAACGCCCAAUGAAGGAAAAUACACUCUCGCGAAAUCAUUAUCUCCCAACGAGCCAUGUCCUCAUGGCGCUUGGUUCUUCGCUGGACUUGAAAAGGCAAAAAGCUUUUAUGAAUGUCAACAUACGCCACUUCCAGGUAGAUACACCUUCCGCCACGCCGGGUGGUGUCCUGGUCGGCAAACCUAUGGUCAAGUGGUCGAAACGCCUACGAAAACUGUCCUGGGCUUCUGUAACAGCAUUCUCUCCAGCGACACAUGGUCGGUGAAAGAAGAGUCCACCAAUAUUAAAGAGGGCCAGGACUUCCAUUUCGACAAGUACCUCCAGUCAACCUGGAUCCACGAGAUGUUCCACUAUAUCGAGAAAUUUAUCGACGAACCAUCUGUUGACGACACAGGAAAACCCCAAGGUGAGGCUCCAUACGACAGCAGCAUGCGAAAAACAUUUGGAUGGCCAUCUUGUGUAGAUCUUGGACAACAUGAACCCGAGCGUGCACUCAAAUCCCCAGAAAACUUGGCGGCCUUUGCCAUGGCAGCCUACCUGGAGCAAUGGCAUUGGGCAAGUGGUGUUGCCAAAAAAGCACCAGAAAAAGAGCCUUUCGAUCCAAUUCAAGCGUACAAAACCAAUAUGCACGAUCAAUCUUCACGGAUAAUAUCAUGA